Emiliania huxleyi CCMP1516 is the source of this 1328-nucleotide messenger RNA. RefSeq lists its product as hypothetical. NCBI's taxonomy places the organism in Eukaryota, Haptophyta, Isochrysidales, Noelaerhabdaceae. The record is from RefSeq and is a predicted model, not a curated record. Gene Ontology annotation, molecular function: GTPase activity; GTP binding; molecular adaptor activity. The transcript has 4 exons. Bases 40 to 1164 code for a protein of 374 amino acids. Gene Ontology annotation, biological process: cytoskeleton-dependent cytokinesis. Gene Ontology annotation, cellular component: cell division site; septin ring; microtubule cytoskeleton.
AGGUCAACAUCGUGCCCGAUCAUCGCAAAGAGCGACACGAUGACCACCAAGGAGAAGGAGGAGUUCAAGCUCCAGGUCCGCGAGACGCUCGCGCGCGAGGGCAUCGAGCCGUACGCCUUCGACCCGAUCUCGCUCCGUGCGAUGGAGGCGCAAGACCGGCAGGAGUACAAGCCGCCGUGGGCCGUCAUCGGCUCGACCGACGCGCACCUGGACGCGGGCGUGUCGGUGUACCUGCGAAAGUACCCGUGGGGGAACGCGCUCUCGUCCGAGCCGUCGCACUCGGACCUGCCCGCGCUGCGGAACCUCGUCAUGUGGUCGGGACAGUGGCAGGAGCUCAAGCACGCCUCGCGUAUGAAGUACGAGAACUGGCGCGUCUCCCGCUCCCUCGCCACCCGCUCCUCCUUCGCCGCCACCGCCGCCGCCGCGACCGUCGCCGCCACCGCCCGCCGCGGCGUCGCCGCCGCCCAGCGCGCCGCAGCCGCGGGCUGCUCCGCCGUCGGCGUCGCCCCUCGCACCGCGCUGCGCCUGCUGGCGCUGCUGGCGCUGCUGCUGACUCCGCUGGUCGGUCCGGCGGCCCACGCGUGGUGCUUUUCCUCUGACCCCUCGGCGGCGCGCGAGGCCAAGCUGAUGCGCGGCCUCGUCGACCGGCUGGCGGCGGAGAAGGGGCAGGCCCUGCACGCGUACGAGCGGCGCGUCGCCUCCCUCUCGGGCGAGCUGCAGGCGGCGCGAGCAUUGGGCGAGGAGUACGCCGGCCGAGAGAGCGCCAUUGCCAAGGAGCGCGACGCGCUGCUCCGGCAGCUGCGCGCGUCCAAGGACCGGCAGAGCGACCUCGAGGCCGAGGUUGGCCGCGUGGACGCCGAGCGCGCGCUGGCCGAGGAGCGCGCGCACGCGGCCACGGCUGCGGCCGGCGGGCGCUGCUGGAGCGACUCCGCGUCGGAGCACGUUUUGACGGGUGUUCGCUCGAUCCUCGGCUCGACGGACCGCGCGCUACACAAGGCCGGCCGCGCCACCGCCGCCGCGUCCGUCUCGCUGCGUGACGCGGCGACCGACGCGGCGCGGGAGGUUGCAAAGGAGCUGCCGCUCGCGGGCCGGCGCGCGGCGAUCGCCGCCGGCCGGGUGCUCGAGGAGUUCAAGGCGACGUCGCUGCUGCAGCCGGUCGGCUGAGAGGGCGGCGUGGGGCCGCCCCCUCCGCGCGACGGCGGCGGCGCAUUCCGCUCCCCACGCCGACGGUGCAUGUGACGGUGCGUGUGAGGUGCGCCCCAGCCUCCCGCUGUUCACAGCUGCAGCUGUGAACAGCGUCUCUUCACACCUGCAGCUGUGAGAGGCGC